UUAAAAGACUCGGGAUAGCACCAGAAUUCCCAUAUGAAUGAUUUCACACCUCUACCUCAAGAAAUCGUCCCAAGAGCAGACACCCAGGACAGAAAAGUCUCACAGUUCCUUCCACUGGGAUGAUUUCCAUUCAGCAUCUAUAUACACAGCGCAGCCUCUGAUUAACUGCUCCGUUUUUAUUUAUAUACGGACUUAAUAUGGCAUUGAGAAUCACAGACGUGUCCAGUACUUUUUUACUCGGAAGUGUUCUCAUUUUCAGCACCGUACCCUAUCCUGUCAAAUCUUACCUCUACAACAACCGCUACGUCGGUGAUCAAGUGUUCAGAAUAACCCCCAGCAGCAACACAGAGGUUCAAGCAGUCAAACAGCUUUUCCAAAACCUGACGGUGGACCUUUGGAAGCCCAACAGUGUGUCUCUGAUUCGAGAGAACAGCCCAGUAGAUGUUCAUAUGGGAUGGAACAAGACACAAUGGCUGAGAAGACAUCUUCGCCAAGCGCACAUCCACUAUAAGGUGCUCAUUUCCAAUCUCCAAACCGAAAUUGAGAAACAAAUCGGAUACCGAUCCUCCAGGAAGCGUAGAUCAGAAUUCCAGUAUGACUAUGAAGUGUACCAUCCUUUGGAAGAGAUCCGGAGUUGGAUGUUUGAGAUGAACCGGACACACCCACACCUGGUGGACCUGUUUUCUAUUGGUCAGUCCUAUGAAGGACGGCCCCUCUAUGUACUCCAGUUAGGAAAGAGAACACGUCCCUUUAAGAAGGCAGUGUGGAUAGACUGUGGAGUGCAUGCAAGAGAAUGGAUUGGUCCAGCUUUCUGCCAAUGGUUUGUGAAAGAGGCGCUGAACUCCUAUCAACACGACUCCAGCAUGAGACGACUGAUGAAUCAGCUCAAUUUCUACAUUAUGCCUGUCUUCAAUGUGGAUGGUUACCAUUACAGCUGGAAGACGGAUCGCUUUUGGCGUAAAACUCGGUCAAAGAUUCCAAAAUAUCAUUGUCGGGGAGUGGAUGCCAAUCGAAAUUGGAAAGUCAAAUGGUGCGAUGAGGGUGCAUCCCUGCACCCCUGCGAUGACACAUACUGCGGUCCCUUCCCUGAGUCAGAGCCUGAGGUCAAAGCUGUUGCCAAGUUUCUGCGGAAACACAGGAAACGGGUCAAAGCUUACAUCUCUAUUCACGCCUAUGCUCAGAUGCUCCUCUAUCCGUAUUCCUACAAAUAAUCAACAAUUCCUCACAAGCUGCAUGAAUCAGCAGCCCAGAACGCAGUGAGCGCUCUGUACUCGGCUUAUGGAGUGCGAUACAGAUACGGCCCUGCUUCCACCACACUUUAUGUGAGUUCUGGAAGCUCAAUAGACUGGGCCUACAAGAACGGGAUCCCAUACGCCUUUGCCUUCGAGUUGCGUGAUACAGGCUACUAUGGCUUCCUGUUGCCAGAAACCCUGAUACAUCCCACAUGCACAGAGACCAUGAGAGCAGUAAAAACAAUCGCUUCAGGCCUGCUGAAGAAAUGUACCAAAUGAAACUUUUCACUUGACUUGUCUUAUCUUCCCUCUAUCAAUUUCACUCCCAUAAGCCAUAGAAAUGUGUACUAGCUAUGCACAAAUGUGCCUGCAUUUUCUAUAUUUGUUUUUUUAUAAAUUAGUAACUAAGAUUUAUUUAUUUAUAAACUACUUUAAAGAAGCUCUACAUUAAACAAAAUGGUAUACAUGUAAACUGAAGAAAUGCAAGCACUUGAAUUAUGAACUAAAUCUUUCUCAAAAGUGGAUUUUACUCAUGAGGAAAAUAGACACGAGCACUCGCUUCAAAAGAACAGUAAUGCCCAGAGAAUGUAAAUAAUGCAUACUGUUAUCUUAAAAUGGGGUUAUUUUAGUGUAAAUAUGUAUAAAUUUCCGCUAAAAACAGCUUUGAUUUUGUUUGGAAAUCAAUGGGAACUUAACAUCUAAAAUGAGUCGAAAAUGCAUGAAAUCGCAGUUUUGUGUUUUGUUUUGUUUUGUUUUUAAAAAAAAAGCUUAUAUCAAAGUAACUAAUUAAUUGUACUUGCAAGGGCAAUGUUUACAUUUGAACUCUUAAGUACUAUAACGUUUUGGAAUUUUACUGUAAUAAGCCUGUAUUUAUUUCAAUGAAAAUAUACAGUACUUUGUUAUAUAAUACGUGUCUUGCUAGUUGGCAUUUAAGAUUUGGUUUGAUUGUACACAGAUUUUUGUAUCGUACUGUUUAUUUUACCAACAGGUAGAUCAUUAAAAGCUCUACCGAUCAUCCAAAAAUGGAUUCUAUUGUUUGUUGAUAAUAUAUAGUAGUUUCAUUACUAUCCAAAUAACAAAAAAUUACUUCACAAAUAUGAAAAAAAAAUGCAAAUACAAGAAUGAACACACCAUUUAUGUAAUACAUUGCAAAAAAGACAACCAGUAGGCAUUUAAAGCAGUGCUUUGGACACAGCAGGCCUCUGAACUGAGAGAAACAAGGCCCUUGUCCCAUA
Messenger RNA from Cyprinus carpio (common carp), 2467 nucleotides. RefSeq names its product carboxypeptidase A6 (gene cpa6). The record is from RefSeq and is a predicted model, not a curated record. Gene Ontology annotation, biological process: proteolysis. Gene Ontology annotation, molecular function: metallocarboxypeptidase activity; zinc ion binding. Lineage: Eukaryota; Metazoa; Chordata; Actinopteri; Cypriniformes; Cyprinidae. The transcript is spliced from 11 exons.